This is a messenger RNA of Lodderomyces jiufengensis, 1932 nucleotides long. RefSeq lists its product as uncharacterized. The coding region runs from base 1 to 1932 and encodes 643 amino acids. Lineage: Eukaryota; Fungi; Ascomycota; Pichiomycetes; Serinales; Debaryomycetaceae. The transcript has a single exon. The record is from RefSeq and is a predicted model, not a curated record.
AUGGAUUUUGAUGAUAUAGAAUCAACAAGUUCAGAUGACGAUGAUAUUUUUGGAUUCAAUAAACCCAGAACAAAAGUAUAUGAAAGAGACAAAUCAUCAAGUAGUCAAUCAAAAUUAAGUACUACAGGUAUAAAAUCAUUAAAAUUUUCAGAUCUACUAGUUAAAAAAAGUAGAAGUCCAAGUCCAAUAAAGAAUGAAUCAAGUGCACCGAAAAACGAAUACAGUUCCUCAAGAAAGCCAAAUCUUACCAAGAAAUAUGUCGAUUUGCCUACUAAGGGAAACACUAAAGUGAAUCAUGAAGAUUUCUUUAAUAUUGAUGUACCCACAAUUUUCAAGAUAGAUGGAUCAAAACUAAAUAGAGUUAAUAAAGAACAUAAAGAGAUAAAGAAAAUUUUUGAAAAUCAGACUAAAGCUGAACAAAAUAUAAAACUAAAACAUGAGUGGCUAAAAGUUCAAUUAUUACGUGAAUUAAAUGAAGACGAAACAAUUAAAGAAUACUUGGAAAUGAAUAAUGGUUCAGCAAUUAAAAAGUUUGAUAUAAUACGAGAUAACUCAUAUUUGGAAAAACUUAUUGAAAAAGAUAAAUUGAAUAUUGAUGGAUAUGGAAUAAAUCGACAUUUUUAUUGUUUAAAGAAUGUUGAAGUUAAUGAAACUACUCAACUGGAAUUUAAUUCAGCUCUACCAAAUAUAAAUAGAUCAUUAAAAUAUCUAAUUUCAAAUAACCCAGAUUUAGCUACUAAUUACUUAACAAAUUCAAAUAAUUUGAAAUCAUUCAUAUUCAAAAGUUUGUUUCUGACAAAUAUCAAUUAUCUAGAGUCGAUACUAGACUUAAUCAAGGGAAGAAACAAAUUCACAAUUAGUAAUGAUGAAUUUGAUCAAUUAAUUGAAAUAUUUGGAUUUGACUUUAACCUUCUAUUGUAUAGUGCAUCAAAAAACUCAAAAUGUAAUAAUCUACCUAUAAAAAUAGAUCAAAUAAAUCAGAAUUUGAAACUACAACUACUAAGAAUUACAAUACUAUUUCAACUAAUCAUGAAUAAUGAGAAGGAUAAUAUAAACUUUUUCAAAUUAUUCAAAAUUUCAAUCUACUUAUUGAUUGAUUACAAUUUGAAUAAAUAUGAGCUAAUUGAAUUAAGUAAAUUUGUCGUGAAUGUUUUUUCUCAAUUGAUUGAAGGCUUGGAAGAGAAUAAGAUCAUUAAGCUGUUAUAUGAUAUAAUAACAAAUUUAAGAACUCAAUUUCCACCAAAGACUAAUACUGAAAGGGUCAAAAAAGUAGAUUAUGAAUUACAAUAUAAUGUGAUUAAGCUAUUGAAUAUCACCUUUUUGAUGAACAAUACACAAAAGUUGCAAGAUAUAUCAGCAAAAAUCCAUGGAAUCAUAAUUGAACUCAAUUUAAAAUUUUUAAUAGGUAAUAAUUAUAACCCAAACUUAACAUCAAAACAUUCUAGAGAAAAUAUAUUGUAUCAAAUAUCAAAUAAUUUAAUAAUUACAGAAAAUAUUACAAUAUCAUUACAACAAAAUGAUUUAGAAGUUGCAGAUAAGAUCUAUUGGUUUUACUAUAAAUGCAAAAUCCUACUCUUUUUACUUAUAAAUAUGUUCAAUUUAAUGUUAACAAAGAAAGAGAAUAUAAAACUACUAAAAUCCAUUAAGGUAUCAAUUGAAAAAAUUCAACAAAAUUGUUAUGAACUUAUAAGAAAAUUGGGUGGGAUUAAUAUUGAUUUGGUCAUUGAAAAUAUGAAUAAACAUAAUGAAGAGUUUGAAAAUUUUAAAGAUGAUGAUUCCAUAAAUGGCAAUUCCUUAAAAUAUCAAUAUAGUUUUAAUAGAGAAGAAAUGGUUAAUUUUUUAACUGAUAUUCAUCAAGAUUUAAGUUUGGCAAUUGAUAAAUUGGAUUAUGAUUUGAAAUUAAUCAAUAAUGAUUUAUUUUAUGGUUCAUGA